UAUGCCAGCCCUCUCAUUCUCGAGCACUUUGUACGACGUUCUGGGGAUCGAAAAGGAUGCUUCUCCCGGCGACGUUCGACGGGCGUACAAGAAGAAGGCCCUGGAGACUCAUCCAGACAAACUUGAACCCGACGCUAAUGAUCAUGAGAAGCAGGUCGCCGAGCGUCAAUUCCACAAGGUCCACGAUGCAUUUGAAAUCCUUGGAGAUGCAAUGAAACGCCAGGCCUACGAUAAACGCCUCAAAGCACGUAGUGAUCCUUCACUCAUCUCCGAGGAAGCGAAACGGAGAGUUCAAGAGCGAAAGGAGUGGGCUCGACUCCAACGUGAAGAAAGCGAAAAACGUAUGGCGGAGUUCAACGCCAAACUCGAGCAGCAGAGAAAGGCGAGGGAGGAGGCUGUGGCGAAGAUGGCCAAGGAAGCAGCCGUGGUAUCGGAGAUGCUGAAAGAUAUGUAUGCAUUGAACCCCGAGUUUGCUGCGAGACGGCAGGCCGCCCUUCAGCGGAAAGCAGAACGCGACCGUGCCAACCUGCUGAGAUCUCAGAAGCCUAUUCGCUCAUG
This is a messenger RNA of Cyclocybe aegerita, 558 nucleotides long. The record is from the annotation of a GenBank genome assembly. NCBI's taxonomy places the organism in Eukaryota, Fungi, Basidiomycota, Agaricomycetes, Agaricales, Hemipholiotaceae.